AUGGAUUCCAAAAAGCUUCCAACAAAACCUAAACACGAACGCCGUGAUGCUCUCAAGCUCUUCAAUUACGACGCUCAAUCAUCGUCUUUCUCUUCGUUCGAUUCAUCUAGUUCAGUCUACACUUGUUCCACCGACUUAUACGACCGCACUACUAGCUUCCGAAUUGAUGGAAUCGAAGACGAGUUCGAUAUAAUUUGUAGGAGUUUAGGACUUUCUGGACCUGAAGAUUUUGCAAUUCCUGCUGCUGCUUGGGAAGCUAUGAAGUUUCGAUCGGCUUCAGAUAUUCUUCCCAGUUUGAAGAUGAUAGAAACAUGGAUCAAGAGUUGGGCCUUGACAGUGGGCCUAAAGCCUAAAGUUUGGAGAGUGCAUACAAGGAAAAAGAAGAAGCAUGACGUGUCUAAUUGAGGGGAGGAAUGCAUGUGUGUGCAUGAGAAGCAUGAGUCAGUGCUAUAUAUGUGGCUAGAAGGAAUGAGAAAGAAUCAUUGAGGAAUUCUGUUAUUGAGUGGGAUCACUUUUAGUGAUUUGGGGCACUUAGUGCUUUGGGGCUAGUAGACUCUCUACUAGUUUGUUAUUUCCUUUAUUCUGUUAUCUUCUAUCUUGUAAUUGAAACUCCAUUAAUAGCAAUUGCAAGCUUUUCUUC
Messenger RNA from Trifolium pratense (red clover), 640 nucleotides. RefSeq names its product mitogen-activated protein kinase kinase kinase 1-like. The record is from RefSeq and is a predicted model, not a curated record. NCBI's taxonomy places the organism in Eukaryota, Viridiplantae, Streptophyta, Magnoliopsida, Fabales, Fabaceae. The transcript has a single exon. The coding region runs from base 1 to 405 and encodes 134 amino acids.